Chlorocebus sabaeus (green monkey) is the source of this 2032-nucleotide messenger RNA. The record is from RefSeq and is a predicted model, not a curated record. Lineage: Eukaryota; Metazoa; Chordata; Mammalia; Primates; Cercopithecidae.
GACAGAAAACUGGGCCUAAUUGGAGUCUUCCUGGGACCCAAGUUCCCUCUCUAAUAGGUGGGGGCGCUCUCAGAUCCAAGGGGGAAGGUUUCGGAGAUGGUGCUGGACCCGGACCUGUGCCCCCCAGCAGUCUGCCGUCGCUCCGCCUCUGCCAGUUCAAUGUUUUCAUUGGUGAACGUGAUCCGGGACCUUCCAGGGCCUGCCAAUCCAGAUGUAGGAGAAAUAUGGUCAGGCGCGUGCCGCGAGAACAGAGUGGACGGAGAGUAGCAGAGACCGAAAAGGCUGGGGGUGGGAAUAGCGGAUUUGAAGCACUUUUUGGCCUACCGAGGCGUGGCAGACAGAGCACCUCAGAACUCAGGCGUACUGCCCGCUGCCCCGAGCCCUGCGAGGGCCGAUAGCGAGGGUGUGGCCCUUAUCUGCACCCAGCGGAGCGCCGGCGGGGUACGGUCUUAGGACCUCGACCUCCUUCUGCCUCAUUUUUUCUCCUCUCUUGUGGGUUUCCCCAUGGGCCGGACCGUGGUCGUGUUGGGCGGAGGCGUCAGCGGCUUGUCCGCCAGUUACCACCUGAGCCGGGCCCCGUGUCCCCCUAAGGUGGUCCUGGUGGAGGGCAGUGAGCGUCUGGGAGGCUGGAUUCGCUCUGUUCGAGGCCCGAAUGGUGCUAUCUUUGAGCUUGGACCUCGGGGAAUUAGGCCAGCGGGAGCCCUAGGGGCCCGGACCUUGCUCCUGUUUCUCCUCUUCUGAGGGCCUGUGGAGAGCAGGUUUCUGAGCUUGGCUUGGAUUCAGAAGUGCUGCCUGUCCGGGGAGACCACCCAGCUGCCCAGAACAGGUUCCUCUACGUGGGCGGUGCCCUGCAUGCCCUGCCCACUGGCCUCAGGGGGCUACUCCGGCCUUCACCCCCCUUCUCCAAACCUCUGUUUUGGGCUGGGCUGAGGGAACUGACCAAGCCCCGGGGCAAAGAGCCUGAUGAGACCGUGCACAGUUUUGCCCAGCGGCGCCUUGGACCUGAGUCCCAGUCUCACCCUUAAGGUGGCGUCUCUAGCCAUGGACAGUCUCUGCCGUGGAGUGUUUGCAGGCAACAGCCGUGAGCUCAGCAUCAGGUCCUGUUUUCCCAGUCUCUUCCAAGCUGAGCAAACCCAUCGUUCCGUAUUACUGGGCCUGCUGCUGGGGGCAGGGCGGACCCCACAGCCAGACUCAGCACUCAUUCGCCAGGCCUUGGCUGAGCGCUGGAGCCAGUGGUCACUUCGUGGAGGUCUAGAGAUGCUGCCUCAGGCCCUUGAAACCCACCUAACUAGUAGGGGGGUCAGUGUUCUCAGAGGUCAGCCAGUCUGUGGUCUCAGCCUCCAGGCAGAAGGGCGCUGGAAGGUAUCUCUAAGGGACAGCAGUCUGGAGGCUGACCACGUUAUUAGUGCCAUUCCAGCUUCAGUGCUUAGCGAGCUGCUCCCUGCUGAGGCUGCACCUCUGGCCCGUGCCCUGAGUGCCAUCACUGCGGUGUCUGUAGCUGUGGUGAAUCUGCAGUACCAAGGAGCCCAUCUGCCUGUCCAGGGAUUUGGACACUUGGUGCCAUCUUCAGAAGAUCCAGGCGUCCUGGGAAUCGUGUAUGACUCAGUUGCUUUCCCUGAGCAGGAUGGGAGCCCCCCUGGCCUCAGAGUGACUGUGAUGCUGGGAGGUUCCUGGUUACAGACACUGGAGGCGAGUGGCUGUGUCUUAUCUCAGGAGCUGUUUCAACAGCGGGCCCAGGAAGCAGCUGCCACACAAUUAGGACUGAAGGAGCUGCCGAGUCACUGCUUGGUCCAUCUACACAAGAACUGCAUCCCCCAGUAUACACUAGGUCACUGGCAAAAACUAGAGUCAGCUAGGCAAUUCCUGGCUGCUCACAGGUUGCCCUUGACUCUGGCUGGAGCCUCCUAUGAGGGGGUUGCUGUUAAUGACUGUAUAGAGAGUGGGCGCCAGGCAGCAGUCAGUGUCCUGGGCACAGAACCUAACAGCUGAUCCCCACCUGCCACUCAUGAAAAUAAAAAUUGCUGGAGCUUGG